Urocitellus parryii (Arctic ground squirrel) is the source of this 1746-nucleotide messenger RNA. It is a transcript of the gene Glt8d1, whose product is annotated as glycosyltransferase 8 domain containing 1. Gene Ontology annotation, molecular function: glycosyltransferase activity. The record is from RefSeq and is a predicted model, not a curated record. Gene Ontology annotation, cellular component: Golgi apparatus. NCBI's taxonomy places the organism in Eukaryota, Metazoa, Chordata, Mammalia, Rodentia, Sciuridae.
GGCGCCUGCUGAGCGUGGCGCUCUGGUGGUCAGGGCCGCUGGCCAGCUUGGGGUUGUUAGACGGCGUGGCUGCCAUCGAAGUCGUGGGUCAGCGGGCAGGUGGACUUGACCCGGAGUGCAGAACACGCGGGCAGCCGGACGGCGGGCUAGGUCCCGGGGCCUGCGGUGCGGGCGCUGAGCUGGCGGGGCGGGCCGGGGCGCGGGCGUCGGCUCCUCCUCCUCCUCCUCCAGUAGGGCUAAUAACUAGUAUUUAUAUAAGACAGAAGAAAAAGAUGUCAUUCCGUAAAGUAAACAUCGUUAUUUUGGUCCUGGCUGUUGUUCUCUUCUUACUGGUUUUGCACCAUAACUUCCUUGGACUGAGCAGUUUACUAAGGAAUGAGGUUUCAGAUUCAGGAAUUCUGGGGCUUCAGCCCAUAGAUUUUGUUCCAAAUGCUCCCCGACAAGCAGUUGAGAGGAGACAAGAGGAGAUUCCUGUGGUCAUUGCAGCAUCUGAAGACAGGCUCGGGGGAGCCAUUGCAGCUAUGAACAGUAUUCAGCACAAUACUCGCUCCAGUGUGAUUUUCUACAUUGUUACCCUCAAUGAUACAGCAGACCAUCUCCGGUCCUGGCUGAAAAGUGGUUCCCUAAAAAACAUCAGGUACAAAAUUGUGAAUUUUGACACUAAACUUUUGGAAGGGAAAGUAAAGGAGGAUCCUGACCAGGGGGAGUCCAUGAAACCACUAACCUUUGCAAGGUUCUACUUGCCAAUUUUCAUUCCCAGUGCAAAGAAGGCCAUUUACAUGGAUGAUGAUGUAAUUGUGCAAGGUGAUAUUCUUGCCCUGUACAAUACACCACUGAAACCAGGACACGCAGCUGCAUUCUCAGAAGAUUGUGAUUCAACCUCUACUAAAGUUGUCAUCCGUGGAGCAGGGAACCAAUACAAUUACAUUGGCUAUCUUGACUAUAAAAAGGAAAGAAUCCGUAAACUUUCCAUGAAAGCCAGUACCUGCUCAUUUAAUCCUGGAGUUUUCGUUGCAAACCUGACAGAAUGGAAACGACAGAAUAUAACCAACCAGUUAGAAAAAUGGAUGAAACUCAAUGUUGAAGAGGGACUGUACAGCAGAACACUGGCUGGCAGCAUCACAACACCACCUUUGCUUAUUGUAUUCUACCAGCAGCAUUCCACCAUUGAUCCUAUGUGGAAUGUCCGUCAUCUUGGUUCCAGUGCUGGAAAACGGUAUUCACCUCAGUUUGUAAAGGCUGCCAAGUUACUCCAUUGGAAUGGACACUUUAAACCAUGGGGAAGAACUGCUUCAUAUACUGAUGUUUGGGAAAAAUGGUAUAUUCCAGACCCAACAGGCAAAUUCAGCCUAAUCCGAAGACAUAUGGAGAUCGCAAACAUAAAGUAAACUAGAAUUUAAAACUAUAAGCAUUUCUCAGGAAAUCCUUGAAAGUAACAGUGUGGGAAGUAACAGUUGGUAGGCCUCAAUUCCUAUUUGUUGCAACCCAUGGAAAAAGAGAUGUUUCAGCUCAGUAAAGAUGACAAAUUGCCCUGUCUGGUAGUCAGUUCCCAGAUAGACUAUAAAUAUGUCUCCAUCUGUCUUACCAACUGUUUGCUUACUACAGUGCUGACUGGCCAGAAGAAAGAACUGAUAAGACUGAUAUAACCAGUUCAGCUAGCUCGGAUGGUUAGCUCAAAACUGCUGCCUGGUUUUAAUUUUGUAAACCUGUGGCCCAAUCUGUAAAUAAACCUACAUUUUUCAGUAG